Messenger RNA from Marmota monax (woodchuck), 821 nucleotides. RefSeq names its product gastrin releasing peptide (gene Grp). Gene Ontology annotation, molecular function: neuropeptide hormone activity. Gene Ontology annotation, biological process: neuropeptide signaling pathway. The coding region runs from base 95 to 568 and encodes 157 amino acids. The transcript has 3 exons. NCBI's taxonomy places the organism in Eukaryota, Metazoa, Chordata, Mammalia, Rodentia, Sciuridae. The record is from RefSeq and is a predicted model, not a curated record.
CUUGGAGGUCCAGUCCUCCUUCGCUGCUCCGCCGGGGGCAGCGCACUCUCCGCCCGGCCUCGCGGCUGCGAUACCAGGGCUUCCCGCCGGCAUCAUGGGCGGCCUCGAGCUCCCAUUCGUCCUGUUGGCGCUGGUCCUCUGCCAGGCGCCCCUGGGGCCAGCAGCCCCGGUGCCGGUGGGCGAAGGGACCGUGCUGGCCAAGAUGUAUCCGCGCGGCAAUCACUGGGCGGUGGGGCACUUAAUGGGGAAAAAGAGCACGGGAGAGUUCCCCUACGUGUCCCAGGGAGAUGGCCUGAAGCAGCAGCUGAGGAAACACACUCUAUGGGAAGAGGCUGCAAGGAAUUUGCUGGACCUUAUACAGGAUAAGGGGGACCGAAGCCAUCAGCCACCUCAACUCCAGCCCCUGGGCAAUCGCCAACCCACUUGGGAUUCAGAGGAGCGCAGCAACUUGAAAGAUGUAGUUUUUCCAGUUGGCAGACUCUCUGCUCCAACCUCUCCAGGGGAAGGAAGGGAUGCCCAGCUGAGGGACAAUGACGAUGGCCUCAGAGGAGCCAAACAAAAUCCCUGAGAGACUGCCUUCCGCAAGUGUCACCUCGGCUGGAUCGGCACCAUCUCCUUUGUGCAGAACAUCUAACCGUCCUCGUAUCUCUCAACCUUGGCUGAGUCCGCGAUUUCCCAGCAGCAUCUUCUGGUCUGAACUUGUUUGCUGUAAGAUUGUCCCAAAUGAGUCUUCCAAUGAAGCUUUUGCCAUCUUGGCUCUUGGUUGAUUAGGUCCAGGGCCCCGAUCUGUCAUCGUUCACAAUAAAAGCUUAAACACCUUG